AUGAUCUCCUGGUUCUCACGAGCGCGUAGGUGUGCUCGGAUCUCAUUUUGGGUACCGUUAGAGUCCCGAACGGAUAUCGCAUAUCGUGUAUUUUCCGGGAUCGCUAGGUUUGGACCGUUGGAUGGUCCUGAAAUCGUAAAACGGAGUCCCGGAUACUCUGGAAAUGCCAACCCUGGGGUUAGGGUUUUAGUAACCGUCCGAUCGCGUGAUCGUGAGCGAUCCGACCGUCCGAUCUGGACCAAACUUGCAGGACAUGUGUCCUAG
This is a messenger RNA of Prunus armeniaca (apricot), 264 nucleotides long. NCBI's taxonomy places the organism in Eukaryota, Viridiplantae, Streptophyta, Magnoliopsida, Rosales, Rosaceae. The record is from the annotation of a GenBank genome assembly.